AGUGUGGUAGGACAAAAAUUCCCAUUUCAUGACACUGUUGUGAUUGUCUGGGAGUGAGUUUACUACUGCUCUCUCCAUCUCCGUCUAGUAUCUGUAUCUGGAUUUUCCCUUUCAAGAAUUCAAGGAAGAGCGUCGACGAAACAAUGGUCACCGCCGGAGUACGACGUUUGAGAUCGCUGCUGGAACUACACAAGUGCGGCUGCCGCCGAUUCUGCUUCUCUCUUACACGCCGCUUUUCUUCAUCCAGCCCCACCUCUCAUCUCUUUGAAAAGAUCGGAUUUAUAGGGCUAGGGAAUAUGGGAUCAAGGAUGGCUGAUAAUUUGAUUAAGGCUGGAUACGAUGUUGCCGUUCAUGACAUCAACCAUGAUGUAAUGAAGAGUUUUUCUAACAAAGGAAUUCCCACAAAAGGAUCACCUGUUGAAAUUGCAGAAGCCAGUGAUGUUGUAAUUACAAUGUUGCCAUCAUCAAACCAUGUACUUGAUGUCUAUACUGGACCAAAUGGUUUGCUAAUGGGUGGAAAUUCAGUUAGACCAUGGCUAUUUAUAGAUUCUUCUACAAUUGACCCGCAAACAUCAAGAAAUGUCUUUGGGGCUGUCUCUGACUGCUCUUUGAGAGAGACGAAGGUGUCCUUGCAUUUUAAUAUUUUUGGCAAACUGAUCUUUUCCUUUAUAGUUGGCCAGGAGGCUCCCUCCAUGCUGGAUGCUCCUGUGUCUGGUGGUGUUCUUGCAGCAGAGACUGGAAGUCUUACUUUCAUGGUUGGUGGAUCAGAAGAAGCUUACAUAGCUGCAAAUCCCUUGUUUCUGUCAAUGGGCAAGAACUCAAUUUAUUGUGGUGGAUCGGGAAAUGGUUCAACAGCAAAAAUUUGCAACAACUUGGCAAUGGCUGUAAGUAUGCUUGGGGUAUCAGAAGCCUUUGCCCUUGGUCAAUCGCAAGGGAUUGCAUCAAGUACUCUAACAAAAGUAUUUAAUUCUUCAAGUGCUCGCUGUUGGAGCAGUGACACAUAUAAUCCUGUGCCUGGUGUGAUGGAUGGGGUGCCCUCUUCAAGGAAUUAUGAAGGAGGUUUCAUGUCCAAGUUGAUGCUUAAAGAUCUAAAGCUUGCUCAAACAUCAGCUAAAAAUGUAGAACUAAGAUGCCCUUUGACAUCACAAGCAGAGGAGAUAUAUGCAAAGCUCUGCAAUGAUGGUUACGAGGCCAAAGACUUCUCCUGUGUUUUCCGGUAUUAUUAUUCUGGAAAGGAUGAGUAGUAAACUACGAGAAAUUGCUUUAAGUAGCUAAACAAGUUGAGAUCUUCUGCAAUUGGAUCUGGAAAAUGGGGGCUCAUGAUUGAUUGAUUGAUUUCCAAGUAGAUGUUCCUCUAUUAUUGUAUUCAUAUGCAGUGCACAUUCAUACUAGUAAAUGUUUGAAGGAAUUGUUCUUACAUUUGUGUUCAUACUUAACCAAAUAACAACAUUAUGGUGUCAUCCAUUAUUUGUGUGAAAAAUCUUGUUGUC
Ipomoea nil (Japanese morning glory) is the source of this 1490-nucleotide messenger RNA. RefSeq names its product probable 3-hydroxyisobutyrate dehydrogenase, mitochondrial. Gene Ontology annotation, biological process: L-valine catabolic process. The transcript is spliced from 10 exons. Gene Ontology annotation, molecular function: NAD binding; 3-hydroxyisobutyrate dehydrogenase activity; NADP binding. Bases 144 to 1244 code for a protein of 366 amino acids. NCBI's taxonomy places the organism in Eukaryota, Viridiplantae, Streptophyta, Magnoliopsida, Solanales, Convolvulaceae. The record is from RefSeq and is a predicted model, not a curated record.